Molecule: messenger RNA, 2952 nt
Organism: Phyllostomus hastatus (greater spear-nosed bat)
Lineage: Eukaryota; Metazoa; Chordata; Mammalia; Chiroptera; Phyllostomidae
Gene: SUSD4
Product: sushi domain containing 4
Exons: 9
Coding region: 521-1990 (489 amino acids)
Biological process (GO): negative regulation of complement activation, alternative pathway; negative regulation of complement activation, classical pathway
Source: RefSeq, a predicted model, not a curated record
GGGAGGGGUCAACCCGGCCCGCGCGCGUCUGGGAGGGAGGUCGCCAGCACGUCGCACCCCGACAGGUGCAGGCGCGCAGGCUUCCGAUUGGUCGCGGAGGCGGCGGCGGCCCCUUCCCGCUCCCCGCCCGCUCUAGUUCCCUUCCCUCGCGGCCGCCGCUGCGCGCCUCCGCUCCGCCCCUGCCACCUCCCUCCUUCCGCGCCGCCACCGCCGCCGCGCGCUCCCGAGCUCAGGUAGCGGGAGCGCGGGCGCCUCCUCGGGGGCGCGCGGCCGGGCUGCGGUCCUCCCCCACCACCCCGCACCCAGCGGCUCCGGGAGCCAGGGGAGGGAGAGCGCGGGCGGGGGCAGCCGGAGCCCCGCCGCCGAGGCUUCCAGUCUCUGUGGCUCGCGCAGCGGCGGCAGCAGAGGUCGCGCACAGAUGCGGGUGAGACUGGCGGGGGGAGGCGGCGGAGGAGGGAAGGAAGCUGCUUGCAUGAGACCCACAGACUCUUGCAAGCCGGAUGCCCUCUGUGGAUGAAAGAUGUAUUAUGGAAUGAACCCGAGCCAUGGAGAUGGAUUUCUAGAACAGCAGCAGCAGCAACAGCAGCAGCCUCAGUCCCCCCAGAGACUCUUGGCCGUGAUCCUGUGGUUUCAGCUGGCCCUGUGCUUCGGCCCUGCACAGCUCACGGGCGGGCUCGAUGACCCUCAGGUGUGUGCCGACCCGGGCGUCCCCGAGAAUGGCUUCAGGACGCCCAGCGCAGGGGUUUUCUUUGAAAGCUCGGUCACCCGAUUCCACUGCCAAGACGGCUUCAAGCUGAAGGGCUCCCUGAAGAGACUGUGUGUGAAGUUUUUUAACGGCACGCUCGGCUGGGUCCCCAGCGACAAGCCCAUCUGCGUGGAGGAAGCUUGCCGCAUCCCUCAAAUCGAAGAUGCCGAGAUUCAUAACAAGACCUACAGAUACGGAGAUAAGCUAAUCAUCGCUUGUCGAGACGGGUUCAAGAUCCGUUACCCCAACCUGUACAACCUGGUUUCGCUGUGUCGCGACGAUGGCACGUGGGACAACCUGCCCAUCUGUCAAGGCUGCCUGAGGCCGCCGGCCUACUCCAAUGGCUACGUGAACAUCACCGAGUACCAGACGUCCUUCCCCGUGGGGACCGUCAUCUCCUAUCACUGCUUCCCCGGCUUCAAACUCGACGGCUCGGCGUACGUGGAGUGCUUACACAACCUUAUCUGGUCGUCCAGCCCGCCCCAGUGCCUUUCUCUGGAAGUCUGCCCGCUGCCCCCGAUGGUGAGUCACGGCGACUUCAUCUGCCACCCGCGGCCUUGCGACCGCUACCACCACGGCACCGUCGUGGAGUUCUACUGCGACCCCGGCUACGGCCUCACCAGCGACUACAAGUACAUCACCUGCCAGUACGGGGAGUGGUUUCCCUCCUACCAGGUCUACUGCAUCAAGUCGGAGCAAACGUGGCCCAGCACCCACGAGACUCUCCUGACCACGUGGAAGAUUGUGGCGUUCACGGCCACCAGCGUACUGCUGGUGCUGCUGCUCGUCAUCCUGGCCCGGAUGUUCCAGACCAAGUUCAAGGCCCACUUCCCCCCCAGGGGGCCUCCCCGGAGCUCCAGCAGCGACCCCGACUUCGUGGUGGUGGACGGCGUGCCUGUCAUGCUCCCGUCCUACGACGAGGCCGUGAGUGGCGGCAUGAGUGCCUUAGGCCCCGGGUACCUGGCCUCUGUGGGCCAGGGCUGCCCCUUGCCCGUGGACGACCAGAGCCCCCCAGCAUACCCCGGCUCGGGGGGCAUGGACACAGGCCCGGGAGAGUCCGAAACCUGUGACAGCGUCUCGGGCUCCUCCGAGCUGCUCCAGAGUCUGUAUGCGUCUCCCGUGUGCCAAGGGGGCCCUGCGUCUGACAACCCUGACUCAGCGGCCUGCACGUCGGGGGAAGUGGCUUCCAGCAGCCCUGGCAUCGACAUCGCAGAUGAGAUCCCGCUAAUGGAAGAAGACCCGUAGCCAGGCCGGUCUCCGGGACUCGACUGCCCCUCCGGGAGCGGGGACCCUGUACCUCGGAGCGAGGCCACGGGAGGACGGAGUGUGCAGCCUGGGGGACGUGUUGCGUUGGGCUCUGCGCGGACAGUGACUCACGUGGUCCGCCGCGGACUCGACAGUGGGGGACAAACACGGACAGACCGCGGUGGCAGGUCUUUGCAGUGGGACCUGAGGAUUCGCCAAGACCCAGGGGAAACCCCCGUGUGGGCCAGGGGGCCGGCGUCCGGCGCCUUCCGUGCUGGCGAGCACGAGGGAGUUCCCCGCACGUGCCGCUGAGCCCCGCGUCCCACGGACUUCAGUCAAGAGUACUACCUGCCUCCUCCGAAAGCAUGUCACAUUAUGUAAAUUUGCUUCCCAAGUCUCCUUCGAACUGUCUCCGGUUCCCAGUUAGGCUGGAUCAGCCUGUGCGGGAAGCGCGGCAGAGCGCCCCCUGGAGGCUCCCAGAGGGAAGGUUCUCCUAGGACGUUUGGGGGAUCUUCCCCCACCUGGACACUCGUACUCACGCAAGGCUAAAAGCGGGGUGUGGCAGUCCCGGGGAGAAAGGACAGACUCAGGCAGACUCUGCUUUCUGGAAACUUCUUCAAGAAGUAGAGCGCGUGUACUCCGUGCUGUCCUCUGGUGAAAUGGCGUCAGUAUUUGUGUUCUUGGUCCAGCACCGGGAUUUACGGCAUCGGAUAAACCCUGAGACUUCACACCCGGUCAGAAUGUGUCCCACCACGUCUCACGGCGGAGAGAGUGGCCACGGUGACGUUCUGUGGCGGCAUUUUAAAGAGGGGCCACACGACUUGGAUCUCCGAGUCACCAGCCCUCCCCUGUGAGCUGUUAUGGAUGUUGUCCUCACUUCCAAACUCAGCCAUAUUUUAUUUCCCAAAACAGAAAUUGUUUCUGUACACACCUCCCUCCUCCCAAUAAAGUGUGAGGCUAGA